Messenger RNA from Brassica oleracea var. oleracea, 1127 nucleotides. Its product is annotated as short-chain-enoyl-CoA hydratase. Gene Ontology annotation, cellular component: peroxisome. NCBI's taxonomy places the organism in Eukaryota, Viridiplantae, Streptophyta, Magnoliopsida, Brassicales, Brassicaceae. The record is from RefSeq and is a predicted model, not a curated record. The coding region runs from base 171 to 950 and encodes 259 amino acids. The transcript is spliced from 3 exons.
UGUUCCAGGAAACAAACACGCAGCGUCCUACUUGAGCAGAGAAACGGGAUGCAGUUUACCAGCGACAAAACAAUGGCACACUAAACAAGGCUCUUCGUCAUCUCUUCCUCAUUGACCAUUUCUUGCUCAUAUUCAAUCGCGAAAGCUCCUACUGAUCGGAUUCUUCGAGAAUGGAUCUCAUCCAAGUGAACAAGGAAUCAGGCGGGAUCGGAACCAUCACGAUUAACCGUCCGAGAUCUCUCAACUCUCUCACGAGAGCGAUGAUGGUGGAUCUCGCGCGUGCGUUCAAGGAGAUGGACGCCGAUGAAUCGAUCCAGGUCGUGAUUUUCACCGGAGCGGGAAAAUCUUUCUGCUCCGGCGUUGAUUUAACCGCGGCGGAGUCGGUUUUCAAGGGAGACGUGAAGGAUCCGGAGACGGACCCGGUAAUUCAGAUGGAGCGGUUGAGAAAACCGAUCAUCGGAGCAAUUAACGGUUUCGCCAUAACCGCCGGGUUCGAGCUCGCCUUGGCCUGCGAUAUUCUGGUCGCGUCCAGAGGAGCUAAGUUCAUGGAUACUCACGCUAGGUUUGGGAUAUUCCCUUCUUGGGGACUGUCUCAGAAGCUGUCGAGGAUCAUCGGAGCAAACAAAGCUCGUGAAGUUUCUUUAACGUCGAUGCCGUUGACAGCUGACGUGGCUGAGAAGUUAGGGUUUGUAAACCACGUGGUUGAAGAAGGAGAAGCUUUGAAGAAAGCCAGAGGAAUCGCAGAGGCUAUCAUCAAGAAUGAACAAGGCAUGGUUCUGCGUAUUAAGUCCGUCAUCAAUGAUGGACUCAAGCUUGAUCUUGGUCAUGCCCUUACACUCGAAAAGGAGCGAGCUCACGCGUACUACAGUGGGAUGACAAAGGAACAGUUCAAGAAGAUGCAGGAGUUCAUAGCUGGACGUGGUUCCAAGAAACCUUCUUCCAAGUUAUAGGUUAUCUUUUACAUAAUACCUUUGUCUCUUUGAAUAAUAAUAUAUUUGUUUGUUUUUGAAGUGUAACACUCAUCAAAUUAAAGUAGGGUGAGAUUCCUGUCUCAGUUGAAGACAUGUGUAUAACUGGAAAAGAAGGAAUCUGUACUCAUUGAAUAAAUCUGGUAGAAAUUAUCGUCA